This is a messenger RNA of Colletotrichum lupini, 138 nucleotides long. RefSeq lists its product as uncharacterized. The record is from RefSeq and is a predicted model, not a curated record. Lineage: Eukaryota; Fungi; Ascomycota; Sordariomycetes; Glomerellales; Glomerellaceae. The coding region runs from base 1 to 138 and encodes 45 amino acids. The transcript is spliced from 2 exons.
AUGCCCGUCGUCAACGCGUCUGCAGCCUCAGCACGCCUGUCAACUCACUCAUCAUCAACCUAUGUCAUCGGCCUCAACUCUGGCCUCGACUUUGACCGCGAAUUAGACCCCAUCUCCUCGGCCCGCCAGCUCGCUUGA